AGCGCGAGCGUGGGGAUGACGUAGUUUCCGCUUCCUGCACGUUUUUUCUUCCGGCCCUCGAGUACCGUGCACUGGGCCUGGUGUUCGACUCCGGCUGGGGCUGCGGAAGGCGACAGUGAUCAUGGCCAUGUUUGAGCAGAUGAGAGCGAACGUGGGCAAGUUGCUCAAGGGUAUCGACAGGUACAAUCCUGAGAACUUGGCGACCCUGGAACGGUAUGUGGAGACGCAGGCCAAGGAGAAUGCCUAUGAUCUGGAGGCCAACCUGGCUGUCCUGAAAUUGUACCAGUUCAACCCGGCCUUCUUUCAGACCACGGUCACUGCCCAGAUUCUGCUGAAAGCCCUCACCAACCUGCCCCACACCGACUUCACCCUGUGUAAAUGUAUGAUCGACCAGGCACAUCAAGAAGAGCGGCCCAUCCGACAGAUCUUGUACCUUGGGGACCUGCUGGAGACGUGCCACUUUCAAGCCUUCUGGCAAGCCCUGGACGAGAACAUGGACCUCUUGGAAGGCAUAACUGGCUUUGAAGACUCUGUCCGAAAAUUUAUCUGCCAUGUGGUGGGCAUCACGUACCAGCACAUUGACCGCUGGCUGCUUGCUGAGAUGCUUGGAGAUCUGACUGACAACCAGCUUAAGGUAUGGAUGAGCAAGUACGGCUGGAGCGCCGACGAGUCGGGGCAGAUCUUCAUCUGCAGCCAGGAAGAGAGCAUUAAGCCCAAGAACAUCGUGGAGAAGAUCGACUUUGACAGUGUGUCCAGCAUCAUGGCCUCCUCCCAGUAACUGUGUGUGCCUUUAAUAAAGACUUGUUCAUUCCA
Microtus ochrogaster (prairie vole) is the source of this 813-nucleotide messenger RNA. It is a transcript of the gene Eif3k, whose product is annotated as eukaryotic translation initiation factor 3 subunit K. The record is from RefSeq and is a predicted model, not a curated record. Gene Ontology annotation, molecular function: translation initiation factor activity; ribosome binding. NCBI's taxonomy places the organism in Eukaryota, Metazoa, Chordata, Mammalia, Rodentia, Cricetidae. Gene Ontology annotation, cellular component: eukaryotic translation initiation factor 3 complex; cytoplasm. Gene Ontology annotation, biological process: regulation of translational initiation.